Molecule: messenger RNA, 1860 nt
Organism: Parasteatoda tepidariorum (common house spider)
Lineage: Eukaryota; Metazoa; Arthropoda; Arachnida; Araneae; Theridiidae
Source: RefSeq, a predicted model, not a curated record
AAAAUCAGAGGGAGCGAGAACCUGUUCCAAUUAAUCUUCAGUUUCAAAACAAACCCGGACCACGUUGUUGUGCACUCCAUCUACCCUGCGCAUGCUUACUCCAUUCAAACUCACUUCUCUAGAUACCUGUUGGCCGCGCGCUUCACAUUGACGACCCUGCCGCGGCCAAGCUUGCAUGUUAUUUUUUUUUAUUCCAUCGUUGAAAGCUGAAAUAAUAUUGUUUGUGUAUAGAUAAUAAUUUAGUGCCUCAUGUCGGAUAGACUCUCAAUUCUCCUUGAAUCUUUGCAUUGCAGGGGACGAUUGUAUGAUCUCUUUAGUCAAAUAGAAAAGGAAUUCGAAGUGCUAUACAGUGAAAAUAUCUCAUUGAAAGAAAAGAUCGAAGCUUUGAAUGAGCAACUAGAAAGGGAACCAGCUGCAACAACUGAAAGAACUGAUACCUUUGAUGGAACAGAGCCUCCAUCAGGAAAAAGCAAAACAAAAAGAGAGUCUAUUACUGCAAGCCAACUUUCACAAAAAAUCAAAAGCACCUAUAAAUUGAAAGCUUCUACUAGUCGAAUUGUCUCUCAAUUCAAAGCUCCUUCAUUAACAUGCAGACUUUCCAAAGAAUACAUUGGACAUCGAGAUGGAGUGUGGGAAGUCAGUUAUUCUAGAUGCGGACCUCCACAAAUUGCAACAGCUUCAGCAGAUCACACUGCUAGAAUAUGGGACAUUCACAAUGGAAAAUGUAUUGUGCAAUAUUGGGGGCACAAAGGAUCUGUAAAUUCUGUCAGAUUUCACCCUAACCAAGAUUUGGUGGUUUCUGCCUCGGGGGAUCAAACUGCUCAUGUUUGGUCAGUUUCUUCAUCUUCUGGAAACACUGAUAUGAAAUACCAUUCAUCAGAAGAGGAAGUUGAAUUAUCAGAAGAAGACCACGCUGAUGAUGUCGAAUCAUCACAUAAUAUGACAGUCUUAAAGAAUUCAAAAAUUGAACUACAAGGUCAUAUAGGAGUCGUAAUAGCUGCUGAUUGGUUAGCUGGUGGUGAUCAAGUCAUAACAGCUUCUUGGGAUCGUACAGCAAAUGUAUAUGAUGUUCAAACUGGGGAACUUGUCACACAAUUAGUUGGUCAUGAUCAAGAGCUCACCAACACUUGUACACAUCCAACCCAACGACUUGUUGUGACAUCCUCAAAAGAUACUACAUUCCGUCUGUGGGAUUUUCGAGAUGCGAUUCAUUCUGUCAGUGUAUUUCAAGGACAUACCAACCCUGUAACUUCAGCUACAUUUGCUAGUGGUGACAAGGUUGUUUCUGGUAGUGAUGACAGAACAGUUAAAGUUUGGGAUCUUAAAAAUAUGAGGUCACCUCUCACAACUAUUAGGCUAGACUCGCCGGUUAACAGAUUAGAUGUGUCUAAUCAGCACAUAAUUGCUAUUCCACAUGAUAACAGACAUGUUCGUUUCUUUGAUCUGAAUGGAGUGCGUCUUGCAAGAUUACCCAGAAGUAAUAGACAGGGCCAUCGUCGUAUGGUAUGUUCUGUUGCCUGGUCUGAUGAUGGUCGUAACUUAUUUACUUGUGGAUUCGACAGACUUGUUUUCGGCUGGCGAAUAAUAGUCCCAACCAAAGAUGAUACAAAACUAAGCGUUACCAAGACAAGUAAAGAGUGAAAUUAAAUUAUAUUUAUUAUGCGUUUUCGCUGUGAUUCUCAGUUUUGAAAUAAUUGUUAAAUUAAAAGGUUUUGUCCAUAACAUUGAUCAGCAUUAUAUUUGAUUUCUUUAGGAGAUUUAUUGUUAAUAGAUAUGCAUUUCUUCUAGAGAUUGUUGUAAUAUGUACAUGGUAAGAUUAUUAGUUGUAAAUAUUAUGCAAUAAAGUGUUUUUUGAAAUAA